AUGGUACCAAGUACAGAGAAUGCAGUCAUAAACACCCAUUCAGACUUUUGUAGUCAAUUGUCUGAAGAAGACAAGGCUAUCUAUGCUAGAAACAAUAUUCGCCUAAGACAAUUAGAAGCCGAACUUUUGGAACUGUCAACAUAUGGUGCUGCGUGCGAUGAAUUGAUGGUUUGGUUGAGCGAUAACCGUGCCUAUAAUACCAUGAAUGAAGCUGCCCUUUUAAAUUGUAUCAAAGCUAUCUAUAAGAAAGCUAUGGACUAUGGACGUUGGUCCGGUAUACAGAUAUUGAAAGAAGCCAGUCAUAAAUGCAGUAGUUUGUCAGGACCUACUCAAGCCCAAAUUAAGAAAAUGUAUAUGGACCUCAGUAAAGCAGCACUAGGAAAAAGACCAAGUGAAGAUUCGAUCCAGUCUCGACAUACUUCACCUGCUUCUCCAGCUAGUCAUAAAUCACCUACCACAGCUAAUUUCUCGCCCAACACGAUUCAUUAUUCACCUACUGCGGCUAAUUUUACACCUACGGUGGAUGUGAAUGCUAUUAUGCGGUCACUGAUAGAUACAGGCGUAUUACCUCAAUCUCCUACUUCUAUUGCUUCACCUGCAGUAUCACCUCGGUUUGGUCAACAACAGACUGCUGCUGCUCCCAAUCAUAUUCUGAAUGUAAACAACAACACUUUGUAUAAUAACCGACAACCGUUAGCACUUCAACGACAACAACAACAACAACAACAACAACAACAACAACAACAACAACAACAACAACAACAACAACAACAACAACAACAACAACAACAACAGCAACAGCAACAGCAGCAACAACAGCAACAACAGCAACAGCAACAGCAACAGCAGCAACAACAACAACAACAACAAUUAGCGAUGCAACAAGCUCAACAAAGAUAUUAUAUGCAUCAGCAGCAACUAAAGCAACAGCAACAGUUAAAGCAACAGCAGCAGCAGCAACAACAACAACAACAACAACAACAACAACAACAACAACAACAACAACAACAACAACAACAACAACAACAACAACAACAACAACAACAACAAUUAAGACAACACUUGAUACAGCGUCAACAACAGCAAAUGAUACAAGCUAGAGCUGCGUAUACUCCACCACAGUCUAGUUUUGCUAAUUCAUCUAGUCACAAUACGAACUCAACUACUGCUUCUGCUAAUACCAAUACCAAUACGGCGAAUACGAAUUCAUAUACACAUCAAGAUCCUCGGUUGAAUGCAUAUACUAUGCAAGCGAAUUCAAUGGAUUCAAAUACAAUCCUUCGCUUACAAGAACAUGUCUAUCAACUAUUGAAUUCGUCUAGCGUGUCAUCGACAACAAGUCAUCAUCACUCUUCUUCUUCUACUUCAUUACCGUUAAACCAAUUCCAAUCUCCUGCUAUGUCCACCAACACAGCUCAUAUAACGAUACCUGCUACACCUGUCAUUCCUUCAGAACAAAAACCCGCUGCACCAGCUACUCUUUCAAAAAAUGUACAGCAAACUAUGUCAUCCGUGGCUCUUCCAAAAAAUAAUCAAAUACAACUUAACGCAAGUACACCACCUACACCUACUGCACAAAUGCCUUCUACUCCACCUGUGAGCGUCUCAAAGGCUGUAUCACAAAACACAGGCACACCACCUACUCCUUCUGUGGACCAUACCGCACUUUAUUUACCAGGUGGAGGUGUCGUUAUUAAAGCGUACGACAAAGAUGAUGCAGCCGAUCAAUUCAACUUUCGCUUCAAGACAGGCUAUGCUGUGAAACCUUUUAGACUUGUCCAUGAUGUAGUGUUGACGAAUAAUAACUUUCAUAUUGAACCAAAAGACUUUAAACGCCUGUUUGUUCGAUCUGAUAUCACCUUGGGAGACACAAGGGGUAUAUUGCCUUUGAGUUUUAUGUUUACAGCAUGGUACAAUAAUACAUCAGAACGUAAAUGUGAUUGGCCAACAACAUUACGUGUAGAAUUCAAUGGAAAAGAACUCAAACUACAAAAGAAACAAAAAUUACAUACAGCUACUGGCAGUAAUUGGGUAGGAAAAGAUCUACCAUUUGAUUUGACAAGCAGAAUUGUGGAAGGAAGAAAUACACUUAAAUUGAUUCAAAACGGAUGUGCCUGUUCCUAUUAUUUUAGCAUUCAGAUCCAUACAAGAUAUACAGAGAAUCACAUAUUGACUCUAGUCAAGAACAACACAUUGAGUAUAGCAGAAGGACAUCGCUUGAUUGAUAAUUUACUGGGUAAAAACAAGCAAAAUGCAGAGGACGAUGAUCUUGUCAUUCUACAAGAAUCUGUCAAACUCAACCUCAAGUGUCCUAUUACCAUGAAACGUAUGAAGCAACCUACAAGAGGUAAAAAGUGUCGACAUCUUGAUUGCUUUGAUUUAUCUGCUUAUUUACUGGUAAAUAAGAAUGGAACUCCUGCAUGGCGUUGUCCUCACUGCAAUCAUACGGUGGGUCCUGAAGAUUUGGCACGUGACUUAUUGAUGGAGAAUUUGCUGCAAGAACUAAGUAAGAAUGUUGUCGAGAUUGAGUACAAACAAGACCACAGUCAAUACAAGAUAAACAAACUGGAUGAUCCUGAUUCAGAUCAAGACGAUGAUGAUCAUCAUGAAGAAGACAAUGCUCAUAAAAAGAUCAAAUUGGACAGUGCAUUGGAUGAAUCGAGAGAAGUGAUUGAUUUGAUAAGUGAUGAUGAAUAA
This is a messenger RNA of Gilbertella persicaria, 2697 nucleotides long. RefSeq lists its product as uncharacterized. The coding region runs from base 1 to 2697 and encodes 898 amino acids. Gene Ontology annotation, molecular function: zinc ion binding; SUMO ligase activity. Gene Ontology annotation, biological process: protein sumoylation. NCBI's taxonomy places the organism in Eukaryota, Fungi, Mucoromycota, Mucoromycetes, Mucorales, Choanephoraceae. The record is from RefSeq and is a predicted model, not a curated record. The transcript is spliced from 5 exons.